Messenger RNA from Solanum lycopersicum (tomato), 2241 nucleotides. Its product is annotated as WAT1-related protein At4g19185. The record is from RefSeq and is a predicted model, not a curated record. NCBI's taxonomy places the organism in Eukaryota, Viridiplantae, Streptophyta, Magnoliopsida, Solanales, Solanaceae. Gene Ontology annotation, molecular function: transmembrane transporter activity. Gene Ontology annotation, cellular component: plasma membrane.
AAGAUAAAAAAAAGGGUUCAACAAAAGAAAAUUUCCUAAAAAGUUAACCUAUAAAACUCCAUCAACAAACUCUCUUGUUUGGCCUUUGGCCAAUUUCAGUGAAGGAGUAGGCAACUACAAUUUUUCAUCAAUGUUUGGUGAUAAAAGAUUGAAAGACACAAACUCUGUAGAACAAUUUGAGGUUCAUACAAAAAGUUCACUCCUUUUGUCUGAUUCUUGUUUUCUUUAGAUUUUAAAUUCAAGAUUCAUCUUACCCAUUAUUAAACUUGGUGGACUGUAUAUAGGGGGUGGGUGUGGAGUGGAUGAAGUGUGAACAAAAUGGAAGCAGUUGAAGAUGGAAAUGGGGGUGAGAUAUGGAAAGCCCAUGGUGCAAUGGUUUUGGUACAGCUUUUCAAUGGUGGUUACCAUGUGAUUACUAAAGUGGCUCUUAAUGUGGGCAUGAAUGAAAUUGUCUUCUGUUUGUAUAGAGAUCUUAUUGCUAUAGCUAUUCUUGCCCCAAUUGCCUAUUUCCGUGAAAAGAGUGGACAUAGGCACUUUGUGAGUAUCCUGCACUAGUCAAUGCAGUUGUAAGCUUAAUGUUGCGUUGUCUUGAAGCCUGCUUCGACCCAUACGAUGACUUAACUGGCCUACAAACUUUCUUUUCCCACUGUUUGUGGAAACUGGAAACCUUGUGGCAAACUCAUAUACACUUCCUCAGAUAAAUUACCCUGUAAGAAGGCAUUGGACAAUUGAUUUGAUGUACAGGAGGUCAAGGCUCCCCCUGAGUAAACGACUACUACUGUCAUUCUUCAUUUUAGGAUUAACUGGUAUUUUCGGUAACCAACUGUUGUUCCUUCUUGGACUUGGCUACACAAAUCCGGCUUACGCUGCUGCGUUGCAACCUGCAAUACCAGUCUUUACGUUCAUACUUUCUGUACUUAUGGGUACAGAAACUGCGAAGCUUCUUACUAUGGAAGGUCAGGCAAAAGUUGGAGGUACCGUUGUUUGUGUUUCUGGGGCGAUUUUGAUGGCUGUAUUCCGUGGUACAGCGGUGUUUGGAGACGGCACAUCAGACUUCACAGCACAGAUUGAGAUAAGUGCUAAGGGUCAACCAGAGCCUGCUGGAUGGCUAAUGUCUAGUCUUCUGGAGUUGGGAUUUGAUAAUUGGCACCUAGGCGUCUUAUGCUUGAUAGGAAACUGUAUGUGCAUGGCAGCAUACAUAGCUUUUCAGGCUCCAGUUUUGAGAGAAUACCCGGCAAGCUUAACAUUGACAGCAUAUUCUUACCUUUUUGGCGUUAUACCAAUGAUAGGGACGUCAUUCCUUGUGACCAAUGGAUCAACAGAUUGGUAUUUGACACAAUCUGAAGUUGGUGCUGUGUGCUAUGCUGGAAUUAUUACAUCAGCGCUGAACUAUGGACUUACUACUUGGUGCAAUAAGGUUAUUGGCCCUGCUUUAGUUUCUUUAUACAAUCCGCUUCAACCUGCUGCAACAGCAAUUUUGUCUAGUAUUUUUCUUGGGAGCGCUAUUUAUCUGGGAAGCAUUUUGGGAGGACUUCUCAUUAUAGCAGGGCUUUAUUUCGUAACUUGGGCAUCUUACAGAGAGAAACAGGCAGCCAUGGGAACUAUAACUCAUGAUCCGCGGAUAACGGAUCCCUUAAUCCCAUAUCAGAUAGGACAUAAUUCCUCUGUUCCUUCUUCCUCAAUGCCAAAGAUCAGUGAUUAGAUGUUGCCACAGAUAUCCUUUGCAUGCCCUAUUCUUCAUGAUAAUGUGUAGUUCAGUGCUAAGAAGAAUGAUAAAUAUGUAUUGCAGUCAUACCUCCGUCACUCGAUUAUAGAGGGUUGGAACCCUGCAUUAUUCGUAUUCACUGCAUUGGAAUAGGCUGAACCCCCUACAAUCUCGUUAAAUUGAACAUGGAACUCCUUAUUCCAAUCCGGAAACCGAAGGAUUGGGGCUGACAGGUCUUUCUUAUUAUCGUUACUUGGGUUACUGUUACGUAUUAUUUACAUAGUUUAGUCUCCAAAGCGAGCAGCAGUAAGUUCUCUUUAUGCAAUGAUGGGGUGAUUGAUAUUUAAGGCUAGUUUAUCAACUUUGACAUUUGCGAGAUUGCUUGGUCAAAUAAUAAGAUUACCAAUACAAUUUUUAGAUUGUGCAAUUCAGCUAAUCUAUCUUGAUAAUGUUGACGAGUUUACGUCUCAGGCCUUAUUAUUGUAUGCCAUUCGGAUAUUAAGUAAACAUCAUAUUGUUCAUGUUCAUACUCAAAA